Schistosoma mattheei is the source of this 5055-nucleotide messenger RNA. NCBI's taxonomy places the organism in Eukaryota, Metazoa, Platyhelminthes, Trematoda, Strigeidida, Schistosomatidae. The record is from the annotation of a GenBank genome assembly.
AUGAAUUUUUUAUCACCGACUUUGGUUUUUAUUUUCGCUCUUAACUGCUGGUCCUUAAAAUUUUCCAUUUCUGAGUACCCAUGGAUUAAAGCCUGUCGUGUUUGGGAGAGAGACUGCGGAAAGCCUAAUCCAAAACAUAUACAGCUAACAUACAUCAAGUUUCUGUACGGGGGUUGUACCCACAUAAUCGGGAAUUUGGUUAUAUGUGGUCUAGAGAAACUUGAAAAUGGAUCCGAUCCUGAUCUUUCUUUUCUUGAAAAGAUUGAAGACGUGUCUGGUUAUGUUUACAUUGGUCAAAACAGCGUUAAAACGAUAUCAUUACCUUCUUUGAAAGUUAUUCGUGGCGAACCAGGAUAUCGUAUCAUGAAUACUAGUGCUGCACUUGUCGUUAAUCGAAACAGUCUUGAAAUCCUAGAUUUGCGAAGUUUGACGGCCAUUCAACGCAACGAUAUUGUGGCGCUAAAUAAUCAGUUUUUGUGCAACUUUGGUUUCACGGUUGAUUGGGAACAGAUUUUUGAAGACAACAGUAAGCAGAUGUUUAUACCUGAUAGAAAAGAAAAGACAGUUUCUCACGCCGGUUGUGAUAUUGAUCGCACCAAACAUUCCUGUCAUGGUUCCUGUCCUGUGGUAAAUGGACGAGGCUAUUGCUGGGGUCCAAAGCCUGAGAUGUGUCAAAAAAUGCUGAAAUGCGCUAACAAUCUUGAUAACUAUUGUCUUGGUGGUAGAGCGACUACACAACCGUGUCUGGAAGAAUGCUUGGGUGGAUGCGAAACUCGUCCUGGCAAUUGUAGAGCAUGCAAACAUGCGAUGAAUGAUGGCAAAUGUGUAUCACAAUGUCCGCCACCAUUGAUAGUUAGUCGAGAAGAGAGUAGAACUAUUGCGAAUCCAGAAUUCAAAUAUAACUUUCAUGACAUUUGUGUUAAAAAAUGUCCAGCACCAUUUCUGAAAUCAGACAGUUACUGCGUCAUUGAAUGUGACCUGAAUACCCAGAUUCCUGUUAAUGGAACGUGCAAGGACUGUCCAAAAUCUGGAUGUCCUGAACAUUGUAAAGAAGAAACAAUCUUUCUAAAUGGAAGUUUGAAUAUCUUACAAUCAAGCUCACUACGGAAAUUUAAAUCUUGUGUUUAUUAUACUGGUGGUUUGUAUAUAAGUAAAGAAUCUUUUCAAAAAAGUUCACUGUUUCCAGAUCCAAUAGAAAACGUCAAUGAACUCUACAAUUUGUUGAACCUGAAAUCAAUUGUUGGGUACAUCUAUUUUGAUUUACGUGGAGCUCCAGAAGAAUUAAAAAAUUUAACAUUUCUGGAAAAUCUAGAAUCAGUUGUUUUGGAAGUGAAAAGUCAAUCGCCAGGAGCAGUGAUUACAAUUAUGAACGGAGAACAUAUCGAGUCAUUUGGUUUCAAAUCACUUACUAAUAUUGGGGGUUAUGUAUAUUUGAAGAAUAUGCCAAAAUUAUGUUAUAUUAGUGCGUUAACAAAAAUGUUACCUGUACGUAUGAUAGAUGUACAAGAUGAAGAACUUUGUGCUAAACGUGGUCACGUUUGCCACAGUGAAUGUUUACCAGAACUUGGUUGUUGGGGUGCUGAGGCUAAUAUGUGUGCUCAUUGUUGUGGUUUAAAGGCUGGUGAGUAUUGCGUGUCUCGAUGCACAGAUCAUCCUGGCUUUUAUGAACUUCCAACAUCUUUCAAUCAUUCAAUUCUGGCAAAGACCAAUAAUAAUCCUGUUUGUCGAACUUUACCUUUAACUAAAAGUGACAUGGCAAAAAUGGAAGAACAAGCAAUCAUUGCAUCCGUAGUCCCUUCAGAAACAUGUGCCAUCUGUCAUCCAGAAUGUGCUCAGACAUGUUAUGGUCCUAAUGCAAAUCAAUGUGUUGGAGAAUGUAAGCACUACCAGCAUGGUGAUACCUGCUUACCUGAAUGUCCACAAAAUACAUACGUAGAUCCACAAACCCAUUAUUGUUUACCUUGUAAUGAGUCGUGCAGUCACAUACUGACCACUGGGAAAAAUCACUUAUGUAGUGGCCCAGGGAACUUUCUUGGCUUGGGUGGUUGUGAAACAUGUUGGACAGUUAUACAAGAUAAGACAACAAACAAAUACCAAUGUCUACCCGAUGAUUGUCCUCCCAAACACUACACAGAAUCUUAUCAAACACAAGAUUUUAUAAACAAAGAAAAUAUCAUUGUAUCUUCUCAUAAUCAAGUUAAAAAAGGUGAACUUGGAGGUAUGAUCCGUGUGUGUAAACCGUGUCAUCCAUUUUGUGAUUUAUGUACAGCAAACGGAACACAUGCAUCUAUAUGUCAUAGUUGUACUCAUUGGUGGUUUAAAUCAGAAUGUGUAGAGGUUUGUCCACCCGCGGAAACAUAUUCACUAGCGGGAUCUGAUAAAGAGUCGGACAAUGAAGAAAAUGAUUUAAUUACUCUUAGUAACAAUACCCAGUUCUCAUCAAAUCAAUUAAAAGAAUUCACUUUUCUGUCUAACGUUUCUGCCACCACUAACGCAAGCAUUGAUGCCAGUCAACAAGAAUACAAAACGUCCUCACUAGCAGCUCCAGUAUUUCUAAUUAAACUGAAACGUUCACAGCGUCGAUGUUUGCUCUGUCAUGAACAGUGUAUUCAAGGUUGUUCUGGACCUGGUCCAGAAGAUUGUGUUAAAUGUAGAAAUUAUCAAAUUAUCUUGGAUGAAGAAACGAAUAAAUUCGUUUGUAAUUCUUCCUGUCCAGAGGAUCGCAAUCAUAUUUUUCAUGGCAUGUGUUUAACAGCUGAACAAAAUGCACGUUUAUCUGGUCAAACAGCUCGAGAAUUGCGUAAUAGAAUUCUUAUUGCUGUUUCUAUUUCCAUAUUUAUCAUUAUUGCACUCGUUACAAUAAUACUGGUGGUAUGUUUGAGACGGAAAGCUGAAGCAGAAAAAAUACGUGAACAACUACGCUCAGCAUAUACUAACUUGUUAGAACCUGAUAUGAAGACCCAGUCCGUAAGUCGUGAACCAAACAUGGGGCGGCUGGAAAUGAUCAAUCAGGAUGACUUGUCUUGUGACUUCAACUCAGCUCCUCUAGGAACAGGAUCAUUCGGAGCUGUAUACAAAGGUGUAUGGAAAGUACCUAAACAUGCUCUACUUCGAUAUAAUUGGCAUAGAGGUGCUCAACUAGAUGUUGCAAUUAAAGUUAUCUUAAAUGAUUCACCUGAAUGUUCAGUAACCACAAACCCAUCGUCCCCAUUUGAAGCUGGUAAUUCGUCUUAUUCAGAAGAAGAAGCGAAGCGGGCGUCCGUACGUGCUAAUAUUGAGGAACUUCUUCAGGAAGCUAAGGUCAUGGCAUCUGUUAUGCAUCGUCAUUGUCUUCCAUUAAUUGGAAUAUGUCUAUCUAGUGAACGUCAUUGUCUAGUUUCAAUAUUCGUCGAAUUAGGGGCCUUGGAUCGCUAUGUGAAACAACAUGCAGAUGAAUUAAAUAGUCUUACACUUUUAUCUUGGGCUGAGCAAAUUGCUGAUGGAAUGAGCUACCUGGAAAUGCGUGGAAUUAUCCAUCGAGAUUUGGCUGCUCGAAACGUUCUCGUUCAGACACGUGAACAUGUACAGAUUACUGAUUUUGGUUUAGCUAAAAUGUUAGAACGCCGUGAUGAAGAUAGUGUCAUCGUAAAAGCUGGUCGUGUGCCAAUACAUGUUUGGAGUUACGGUGUGACGUUAUGGGAAAUAUUUACAUUUGGCAAACGACCAUAUGAAGAUGUUGAUACUGUAGAUAUUAAGGAUCAUGUAAUCAAAGGUGGACGUUUGACUCAACCUGACAUAUGCACUUUGGACGUUUAUAUGGUAUUGGUAAAAUGUUGGAUGGAAGAUUACGAGUCUCGUCCUACAUUUAUUGAACUUAUGCGUACAUUUAAUACUUUUUGCAAAACUCCUGGCCGUUAUCUAUACAUUGAAGGUGAUCAAUAUGCAAUCAAUUACUUUCAUAACACAAAUUCAGGUUCUGGGAACUUUUCUUCUGAGUCUCAUGAACUCCAACCGAUGUUGUCCGUACGCGGGGUCCCUGAUGGAGGUACAACGCCACACAGGAAUAAUAGUUUACACCGUCAUCAUACUAUGUUAACAGAACCAAGUAUGACUAGACCUUAUUCUUCAGGAAAGCUACUUCGAGCUUUAUCUGACCAGCCUAUUGAAAGAUCUGAUCCAUUUUCCGUUGGUCAGACUGAUGAACAUACAGAAACACAACUUUUGCUACCCAUUCGAUCAAAUAAUGGUAAUGCUGGGAACCAUUCUACCUGGCAAUCACGGCAGCAUGGAGUUGGGACUGGAGGUUUGUCAAAUACCUCUGAUACAAAUUUUUCAGGGUUAGGUAGAAUAUGGAAGAGAUCAAAUUUUCAUGACAAAGUCAACUCAAACAGUAUAAGUUUGGUAAAACAACACAAGGCUCCUUUGGCUUCCCGAGAGGAUUCUUGGUUAAACGAUAUUCCUAGACAGUCAGAUCAUCCUGAAUCAAUAAGUUCUGUUGCUUUAUCUGACCCAGCUACUGCUUCUACCACUACUAAAACUUCAGAAUGGUCAGGAAUAUCACCUUCUUAUAAUAAAUCACGCAAUCAUUCCAAUUUUGGUGGUAAAAAUUUAGAGGAAAUGAGCACUAAAUUCAGCCCGCGCACACAUGACAAUUCACAAAACAGUUUUAGAAAAAAUACUGUUUCAGACUAUCUGCUUGAGCGACCACCGCCACCGCCUGUACCACGUGGCUUACCAGAUGACUAUUUACAGCCGAAGACUAAAAACCCUUCAAAUAUAUCAAACGCAUACAGUAGUGCGCCGUCAAAAUCAAUGAAUUAUACCGAAUUGGGCCCACCGAUGGUUACCAAUGCUUCUACUACUAGAGAUGAAUACUUAAGUCCGAAUAUGCAGCCACCAGAAGAAUACUUAUCUCCAAUAUCCAGUGGAUUUAGCGUAACCAAUCCAGAGUAUUUAAUGGAAACAUACGGUCAUCCACAUCAAUACCCAGAGCCAAAUACAUUAAAACAAAGCACAAAUCCUGCUAGCGAUUCAAAUUCCCCGCUGAAAUUGCAGGAUAAAACAAACCAAAAGUAA